GACGAGGGGAAAAAAGAUAAGAUUUUGAUCUGAAAGUUCAGCGUUUAAUCUCUGGAGCUUCUCACUCCAGCUUGCAGCUUCUUCUUUUUUUUACACCCUCGAAAUAUUGGUCUCUGCAUGCUGCAAGUAUUUAAUUUCCUUCUCUACUCUGCACGGAGAUACAAUCCACUUCCUGUCCUGCUCCCGGACUCUAAACACACCCGGCAUCCCGAAUGUCCUCGCAACCUCGGAGCGAGAGAGAGGAGCGCGUAAAAAGGACUGGUCGGUUUCCUCGGGAGGAGCGGGAGGAGAUCACGGCGCUCCGGUUGGAGCUCCGGGAAGAAGAGGAGUAGGAGGAAAGAGGAGGAGGAGGAGGAGGAGGAGGAAGGAGAGAGCAUCCCUUCCCAGCCUUACAAACACACACCCUGAAGACAACAACGCUCCAGUAAUCUUGUAAAAUACUGUUGCUGGAUAUCAAAGCCAUAAGAGUACAUCACGGUUAAGAUAAAUACAUACGUUUAUUUGUCACACACACACACACACACACGGACGCCCGGGACGCCCCCAGCACGCCGCCGCAGAAUGGAUCUCCCACCAAUCAGAGGUUUGUCUGAUGUGCCGUGAGCGUUGGGAGCACCUUGCCCCAGCCCCGGCCUGCAGCCCUGGUGCUACCCAGCCUGGCUCACCAGGAUGGACCCUGCUCGUUCCUUCAGGAUGGAGCUGGACGGGCUGGACCUCCAACAGGUCCCUGUGUUGUCGCUGGACCAGAUACGUGCUAUCCGGGCCAACAAUGACUAUGUGGACAGGCCCGUGUCGCUGGAACCGGCAACCCAGUCCGGGUUUUUCUAUGCCCAUGACGACCGUUACCCUCACGGAGUAUACCCCCACUACCCACAGCCUUCUUUGCACUCGGCCCUGCCCCGCAGCCAAAGUCAACAGCAGCACGCUCAACUGUCCCACCUGAGCCGUUCCAGUACCAGAAGCUCUUCCAUGUCCCGGAACAGUGCCACAUCAGACCAGCGGCUACUGGCGGGUUUGACGCCGUCUCAUUCCGGCCUUGCUUCGGCGGUCCGUUCUCAGCCAAAAGGAGAACUCAAGCCAGACGCUUCCUUUGGCAAGGGCCUGGCGGAGGACGAGGCCGAGCCGGGCCUUCAUUUGUUCAUCUGCGAGCGAUGCGGUCGAUGUAAGUGCCAAGAGUGCUGCGCCCCCCGCCGGCUGCCUUCCUGUUGGGCGUGCGGACAGCGCUGUCUGUGCUCCGCCGAAAGCGCCGUGGAGUACGGCACCUGCUUGUGCUGCGUCAAAGGCGUGUUCUACCACUGCUCCGCCCAGGACGACGAGGAUAACUGUGCCGAUCGGCCGUGCACCUGCGGUGCGGCCCACGCCUGUGCUCGCUGGAGCACCAUGGGGCUGUUGGCGCUCUGCCUGCCCUGCCUCUGCUGCUACCCCCUCGCCAGGCUGUGCCUUGCCCUGUGUCAGUGUGCCCACGACCGCAACACGCGCCCCGGCUGCAGGUGCAGCAACACCAACACCGUGUGCCGCAAGAUCUCCGCCUCCAACCCUAACUCUGGUCACCCUUCGCUCCGCAGCAAGGCCCUGGAGAAGCCCUUAUGACAGGCCUGGAUGGGGCCCCAAUCCACUUCUCCUCAGCCGUCGCCAAAGCAACGCUGUCGCCAAUCAACCGUGCCACAGCUGAUAUUGUGAUGACAAUGUGUCCCACACACCAACGUACGACAAGCCAAUCAACCAACCAACCAAUCAACCAACCAAACAACAAACCAACUAACUAACCAACCAACCAACCAACCGUGAAGUGUUGUUCACCUAAUGUACCUUGCAUUUACUUCAUCUCCAGCUCAGGAGGGACCAAAGCUUUACUGUGCCUGUUCAUGUUGGAGACUUCAUGCCUAAAAAUUCUCGCUGAAGAAGUCGUGCUUUGUUGGACUGCCCUUCAACCUUAACCAAGACAUCCAGACAGAAACCGCCUCUCUGAGCGUUCUGUGGCGUAGUCUGGACGUGGUGAAAUAUAUUUAUUUAUUCUCGAACCUCCUUCCGCCCCACCCUCUGCAGAGAGAACGCACAGACGGGCGAUGGACCAAAUCAGGGAGGAAAGACGCCCGUGGCGAUGUGAAACGGUCCACGCCAACACAGUUCCUGUCCUCUAGGACCAGAGAGUCAGAAGAUGCAUGAGAGGUCGAGGAGCGCGAUGAAGUUCCCAAGACUCCGCAAAAGGUUCGGAAUUAAUGAACGAAGAAAAAACUAAACGUCGUGCCGCGGCGCGUAUCCGACUGGGAGUCUUUUAACAAAAGCCCAGAGGCAUACAGUGAGAUCAAAGAGAACACAUCUGUAACAGUUUGACACCAAAAAAGAAGAAGAAGGGACCAUGCCCUGAACCAACUGAGUGAAUUUGAAAGCUAUUAAGCUCAUUUGUAAAGGAGAAGCACUGUGAGGUAGACGGGCGAUGUCUACCCCAGCAGCCACGAGCUGCCCGGGGGGUUAUUUAACCGGAGGGAGGGUGCAUCCAUUGUCACUCGGCAGCGUGUGUGUGUGUGUGUGUGUGUGUGUGAGUGUGUCCUCCUACUGUACAACAACCUGUGUAUGUAGAAGAUGUGUGUAUGUUGUUUUCUCAGCAGAAGAAGCCUCCCUUCGUCUUAUUUUUAGCAGCAGUGCUCCGGUGGAGCUCCGGAGGGUCUGGUCGGGUUUCCUCCCCAAGUCCGUCUGUCGCCAACCUCCCUCCCUCUCAUCCCCCUCUCUUCUCUCCCAUCCUCCAAGCAAACGAUUUUUUACUCUCAUUCAGGCAGUCAGCCCCCCAACUAUAAUAAUGUUUGCGAUAAGUUAAAAAACAAUAUUAAAACGUUUAGAACAAAAGCUGAGCAAUACGUAAAAGACUAGAAACGUAUGUUUACUGAGAUACGUAAUUUAUAUAGACUUCUAUACAACCAGAGGAGUCGCGCCCUGGUGGUCAGUAGAGAGGAUGCAGCUUUAACAUAAGCAAUAGACUUCUACAGAACCAGAGGAGUCGCCCCCUGUUGGUCAGGAGAGAGAAUGCAGCUUUAACACAUGAAGCAUAUACCUCUAUACAACCAGAGGAGUCGCCCCCUGGUGGUCAGGAGAGAGAAUGCAGCUUUAACACAUGAAGCAUAUACCUCUAUACAACCAGAGGAGUCACCCCCUGGUGGUCAGGAGAGAGAAUGCAGCUUUAACACAUGAAGCAUUGACUUCUAUGCAACCAGAGGAGUCGCCCCCUGGUGGUCAGGAGAGAGAAUGCAGCUUUAACACAUGAAGCAUAGACUUAUAUAUAACCAGAGGAGUCGCCCCCUGGUGGUCAUCAAAGUGAAUGCAGCUUUAAGACACUUCCACAUUGACUUCACUGGAUUAUCCCUCGAGGCCCUUUAACCACGGUACCACACCUCCUGUCAGCUAACGGUUAAUGGUGGUUAACAAGCGUUGGCUAUUCGUCAUACAAAAAUACAUAUUUUAGUAUCUCUACAUCUCAGCCACUAAGACCUUGUUUUUAACAAAUUGAUGUUCUUGGUAACGUGCAACAAUUCUAAAAAAUGAGAAGGAGUUUUUAAAAAGAAAUGCAAUUACAUCCCAACCGGCAAAAGCCAGCUGACAACAGACGCCCUUCAUCCCUCCCUCCUCUCCUCGUCCGCUCAGAGGGCUAAAAGCCUCCCGCUCCGGGUCCAUGGAGAGCUGGUCAAACAGGCAAUUAGCUUCA
This is a messenger RNA of Pseudoliparis swirei, 3697 nucleotides long. Its product is annotated as protein sprouty homolog 3. Gene Ontology annotation, biological process: negative regulation of Ras protein signal transduction; negative regulation of fibroblast growth factor receptor signaling pathway; animal organ development. Lineage: Eukaryota; Metazoa; Chordata; Actinopteri; Perciformes; Liparidae. Gene Ontology annotation, cellular component: cytosol; membrane. The transcript is spliced from 2 exons. The record is from RefSeq and is a predicted model, not a curated record. The coding region runs from base 670 to 1590 and encodes 306 amino acids.